Messenger RNA from Spirodela intermedia, 3416 nucleotides. The record is from the annotation of a GenBank genome assembly. Lineage: Eukaryota; Viridiplantae; Streptophyta; Magnoliopsida; Alismatales; Araceae.
AUGGGGGAUGGAAAAAUACUUCCAUACAGAGGGAAGGUCUUUGCUUCUACAAAAGAACGCCGUCAGAGUUGGAAUGGAAUUGAGCAAGAAAUUACUGGAAGGGUACAAAGGAAGCUUGCAUAUGAAACGACUUGUGUUGUUCGAAUAUUUGGAACAGUUGACAAUGCAGAUGUGGAAGCCACUUUAUGGGUUCAAUCACCAAAUGGUCGCGAGGAGUAUAUAUGCAUUGCCAAGUGAGUUUUAUUACUGCCUCGAUCGUUUUUAAUUCAUGAAUAUUAGUGACACAUGACCAAAUAAUCAUUUCUUAGUGAUCUGUAUCGCCCCGAAGAUCUGUUCAGAUCUCUUUCAUCCUCAGUUUCUCUUAACAUCGUGCCCAUCUUAUCCCAGGGUGCAGGCAUCGGACAAGGAAUGGGUUCAUCUUCAUGGAAAGUUCCUUAUAAAUGGGAGUCCAUCGAGAGUUGUUAUCUAUCUGGAAGGUCCUCCCCCAGGUACAGAUAUCCUUGCUGCCAGUUUCGACGUCAAACGUGCAGAGAAGCUUCCACGUCUACCUCCGCCUAACUUUGAGGUUAGCAAAUGGUUAAUAGCCUUAUUUUUCCGAAAGUAGUUCCAUUAAUUCAUCUACUUUGACUAGACCCGCAUAACAUCACUCAAAGUUCUUGUCAGGAUAGCAUCUGUUGAUAUUGUCGGCACGUAGAUUCUACCCUGUACUUUUGUAACGUCUACAUUUUUCAUGUCAGAGACACGAAAGAAUUGCGGUUGGGUCAGGGAGACUCACAAACAUCAUCUCGAAUCCUGGCUUCUCCGAGGGGUUGCAUUUUUGGCAACCGAACAGUUGCAAUGGAUGUGUCGUCUCUGGGGCUCGCGCUUCUGCCGAGGGUGUGACCGCAAGAUCAGGGGAAAGCUUUGCUGUUAUUUCAGAUCGAACAGAGUCCUGGCAGGGCUUGGAGCAGGACAUCACGGACAGGGUCUCCAUCACUUCUUCCUACACCGUUUCAGCAUGGGUUAGGGUUUCUGGGGGUCAGCAUGAGGCAUGUGAGGUCCUCGCAACGAUCAGAUUGGAGUCCCCACAUACAACUGCAUCUUAUAUGUUGACAGGGAGGUAAUACAACCUGUACUGGUACUACUCUUUUAGUUUCUAUCCUAUGAGUGUUGCUGAGUAGAAAUCAGUUGACUGCAGGGUUUUGGCUUCAGAGAGGCGCUGGGUGGAGCUGAAGGGUUCUUUCUCUCUGUCGGAUAUGCCAAAACGGGUAGUGUUUUUCCUGGAAGGACCUCCUCCCGGAGUGGAUCUUCUCAUAGAUUCUGUAUCCAUUGUCUCCUCACAUCUGGACGUGCAAAAGGUGAAGUUGUAAUGUCUUUCCAGUCUUCUGUGCAGUUGAUAGAAAAGUAGGGUUUUGGCGAAUGAGCUAGGUUAGGUACAAAUCAGGUCUUGCUUGGAGAUAAUAUAAUCGAGAACAUCUCAUAUAGUUGAUUAUUUUACACUAUUUCCUCAUAAAUAUAGUAUUUUGUGGUAAAUUUAACACUUUAUUGUAAUUUUUUUUAACACGUGCAAGCUAAUUUAUACAGAAAGCAGGGUCUUCUUUUCUAAUUGAGAACAGCAUGUAUAGUUGACUUUUUUUUAUUGAAUUUUUAUAUAAUUUUAGUUUACUGUUUCUCCAUUUGAUUCUGCAGAGGGUCUUGUUUGGGGAGAAUAUAAUCAAGAACAGCUCUCUCACCGAAGAGCUGACCAACUGGCAUCCCAUGGGCGCCUGCACUCUGAAACUCUGCAGCGGCUCACCUGUCACGCUUCCUUCUUUGGCAAAGCAGUCUCUGGGUCACCACCUCCUCCUCAGCGGCCGCUACAUACUGGCAACAGGCCGCUCUGAGGCCUGGAUGGGCCCCGCUCAGACGAUCACAGACAGGCUGAGGCUACACUUGACUUACCAGAUAUCUGCCUGGGUCCGUGUGGGAGCAGGAACUGGAGGUCCUCAGAACAUCAACGUGGCGCUUAAUGUGGGUCAACGGUGGGUCAACGGAGGCCAGAUUGAAGUCAACGACGGUCAAUGGUAUGAGGUGUCGGGAUCGUUCAGAUUGGAGGAGGGGGUGGCCGAGGUGACCGUUUAUGUUCAGGGGCCAUCCCCUGGCGUUGACCUGAUGGUCGCUGGGCUUCACAUAUUCCCCGUUGACAGGAUCGGGAGGUUCGAAUAUCUCAAGAAGCAGACUGACAAGGUAUUUGGGUAUUAAAGAGUCUCUUGGCAUUCUCCCCAAGCGAUCAUGAUACUUGACUUCCAAUUCUGUUGGUCUUCUUCAUCCAUCAGGUGCGGAAGCGCGACGUCGUGCUGAGGUUCCACGGGCCCCACCACCGGCACCAGCCGGUGAGAGUCCGGCAGACGAAGAACAGUUUCCCCUUCGGGGCGUGCAUCAGCCGGUCGAUCCUGGACAACGAGGACUUCGUUGACUUCUUCCUGAAGAACUUCACCUGGGCGGUCUUCGCCAACGAGCUCAAGUGGGCCCACACGGAGCCCCAGCGUGGGGCCCACAACUACGCCGACGCCGACGAGAUGCUCGUCUUCUGCGAGCGCCACGGCAUCCAGGUCCGGGCUCACUGCCUCUUCUGGGAGUGCGAGGAAACACUCCCGACUUGGGUCCGCUCCCUGAACCGGUCCGAUCUCGUGGCGGCGAUCCAGGCCCGAGCCGCCUCGGUGCUUACCCGCUACCGCGGCCGAUUCCGGCACUGGGACGUGAACAACGAGAUGCUCCACGGGUCCUUACGGGAGCGUCUAGGGGCCGAUUUGUGGGUGCACAUGUUCCAGCUGGUCCACCGGGCGGACCCCACCGCUGCCCUCUUCGUCAACGACUACCACGUGGAGGACGGCCGCGACCCGAAGUCCACCCCGGAGAAAUAUGCGCGCCACGUCCUCGACCUCCAGGACGGCGGCGCCGCCGUAGGCGGGGUCGGGAUCCAGGCCCACGUGGACCGCCCCGUAGGGCCCAUGAUCGCCGCCGCGCUCGACCGGCUGGCGGCACUGGGGCUACCCAUCUGGUUGACCGAGGUUGACGUGUCGGCGGCGGACGAGCACGUGCGGGCGGAGGACCUCGAGGUGGUGCUGCGCGAGGCCUACGCGCACCCUACCGUGGGAGGCGUGAUGCUGUGGGGCUUCUGGGAGACGGCCACUUGGAGAGAGCAUUCCCACCUCGUUGACGCGGAGGGCGGGGUCAACGCGGCCGGCGAGAGGUUCCUGGCUCUGAGGAGGGAGUGGCUGACGGAGGAGGAGGGGGCGGUCGACGGCGCUGGCGAGUUCAGGUUCCGAGGCUUCCACGGCACGUAUGACGUGGAGGUCGCCGCCGCCGCAAGCGGGGGAAGUCAAUGCUGGUCAACGUUGGUCACGAUCGUCGUGGAGGAGGGGGAGUCAACGUUGGUCAUAGACGUGCACUCAUAG